AUGUACUUUCCGACCUCGACAGCCCGACGAUUAUCGACUGUGCCAGCCCUUCCCAACAUCCCACCCGAGCAUGUCGUAGGCCUUUGUCCGAGUCCACGAAAAUCAUUCUUUGCUACGCUUACUCGAAACGGUAUUUCUAUCUGGCGCGUUCGCCCCACCGCCGUCCUCGCCCACCUGUCGCGAACUCCGACGUCAAUCUUUGACCAUGGCGAGAACGUCAAAGCAUACUGGGCACCAGAUGGAUCACGAAUUGUCAUUCAGACUUCCCUUUCGUAUCUUGUCCUAAUAGCAGUCACAUACGAUGUCUCGGACCCCGUAUAUCAACCUCCCACACUCACCGCCACCACUCAGCGCAACUUUCUUGCUGGUCCAGGCGAAGGCCUUCCUUUGAACCCCAUUGGUCUUCAUUUUGAAGGCGUGAUUCGUGUGGAGGGAACUCUUAUCAGCACAUCUCCUCGUCGGCAUUACCUUCUUUUCUCCACCAAGAACCCACCUGCAGUCCAGAGAAUUCCUUGGCCUUCCGAAGAGGAUGAACUACUAAACGACCAUGAAGGCCAGGAGCCCCGCAGAAGCAAGCGCUUUGGCAGCUACAACACUUGGAUAUUCAAUGAUCACGAGUUUGAAUGGUUCGUUGAACCGGAUGUUACUGUUGCACAUAUAUCGUACUCUCGUGCAACCGCCGUGGAGACAUGGAUAACCUCCGACGGUCGUGCCUAUUUUGUCCAGCUUCACGAACCCGAUUCCGAGGCAGAGAGCAGUACGUCCGAACUGGUUGAAGAUGAGCAGGGCCCUCAUACUCGCUCCUCCUUUGAUGAUGCUUCUCGCCUCCAUCCUGCCCCUUCUGAUGGAAGUAAUUGGCAUGGUACCUGUGUACAUGACUUCCCAACUCCUCGAUGGGUGCAAAAGCAGCGCCGUGUAGACCCAAAUGAACCUCUACACGAACGUAAUCGUAUGGCGUAUCUGGAACCGAAGCAGGCUGUUUGCGUGGCCUUGAAUAGCAGGUUUUCCCUCAUCGCUGUCGGAAUGUUGGGUGGAGGCGUUGCGUUGACAUCAUUCCCAACAUCUCCAUUUCAAACUAGUCCCCUAUCAUCCACGUCCCUCUCCGUGCCGAACCCCUACAACCAAGAUACAGGUCCUGUAUGUGCUCUGGAGUGGAGUUCGGACGGUUAUGUGCUUGCAGUUGGCUGGAAGCACGGAUGGGCGUUAUUCAGUGUUGGCGGUCGAUGUCUUGCAAGCGGUGGAUUAGGUACAGGUGAAGAAGGGUCCGCCGAUGAAAAAAGCUUUCAAGAUACAUUCAUGCAUGGAGUCUUGGACCUGUUCUGGACCCCAGGCAAUUUUGAGCUCGUCUUAUUGGCACGACGAGUCUCGUAUGACGCCGAUGGACAGCUCUUUACUGUCCCCUUUGCCAAAAGUGCCACGACAGGGCAACAGUCACCGGACAAUGCUCGUUACGCUUUUCUGCAAAUGGAUGACAGGGCGCUUGUUUAUCGUGGUGCUGAUCAACCUGACAUGAGUGUGAUCAAUCCAGAGUCUGAUGUCUGGCAGCAUGUCAAGAUCCCUUUGGCCUAUCUAUCGACUAACUGGCCAAUACGAUACUCUGCUUUGAGCAAUGAUGGCCGGUUGAUUGCGAUUGCUGGUCGAAGAGGACUUGUACACUACAGCUCAUCUUCAGGCCGAUGGAAGGUCUUCACAGAUGAGCUGCAAGAGCAAGCCUUUGCUGUGCGGGGAGGCCUGAUAUGGUUUCAUCACGUUCUAAUCGCUGCUGUUGAAGUGAAUAAAAUUUAUCAGAUUCGUUUAUACUCACGAGAUCUUGAACUCAGUAAUCAGAAUGUUCUUCACCGAGAAACACUUUCGACUCCCGUGAUAAUCCUCUCACUAGUGGACAACUCUCUCCUGGUGUAUACUGUCGACAAUGCACUUUUUCAUUACCUCAUAGUCCCUACUGAAGACACCAUCAAACUGCAUUUGUGCGGGAGUAUCACUUUCAAUGGCAUCAUUGCCGCUCCUGGAGCAGUCAGGAUGCUGAGUUGGAUGAUACCGUCAGCCCAAAAACAGCUCGGUGAUCCAGUGGAGGACCUAGCGGUUGCCACUGUGCUGAUGGUUGUAGGCGGGCAACUUGUUUUGCUUCGUCCACGGAAGUCCGCAGACCAAGAAGUUCAAUAUGACAUGCAAAUAUUUGCCGACCGAAUUGAAUUUUGUUGGAUACACUUACGCGGAAUCGGCGCCCUUGAAAAUUCUUUAUGGGGCUACGAUGGACAGAGUAUGAGAGUUUGGCUCAACGCUCUGUCCAUUGAGGCAUCACCGCACGAUUCUGCCGGUGAUAUGCUUCAGAAAAGCGUCAAAGAGAGCGUUAAUAUUCAUUUGGAUUUUUAUCCCUUAUCCGUACUCAUGGAUAAAGGCAUCAUAAUAGGUGCUGAACAUGAAGCCGCCACGCGAUCGAAUCUUCCUUUCGUCAUGUUCAGACAUGCCACGAGUUCCCAUUUGUUUCUGCACCAUAUCCUGCUUUGCUAUCUGGAAGCGCGGCAGGUCCAAGAAGCCGUCGUUUUCGCAUCUCACUAUCAAAAUCUUGUAUAUUUUGCUCAUGCCUUGGAAAUUCUUCUGCACACUGUCGUAGAGUCUGAAGCCAGUCUUGAUGAAGAAUCCUCUAGCGACGCGGAAACCGCUGUUUCCGUCCUGCCCAUUGUGAUCGAGUUCCUGGAUUAUUUUGAUGAAGCACUGGAUGUUGUAGUCAGGUGCGCGAGGAAAACAGAGAUGAUCAGGUGGAGAAGGCUUUUCAGUAUCGUUGGAAACCCCAAAGCUUUAUUCGAGAUGUGUCUCUCGUCGCGGCGGCUUAGAACGGCGAGCUCUUAUCUUAUAGUCCUUCACACCCUCGAACAGCUUGACGAACAUAAUGAGGAUGCCGUGCGUCUGCUAAAAGCGGCUGUAGAUGGGAAAGAUUGGCAACUUUGCCGAGAACUUCUACGGUUCCUCCAUUCGAUUGACGAUUCGGGAGUUGCGCUACAGAAUGCCUUGGCUCAAACAAAUUUGGGGAGCCUAGAUGUGAGGAACGGGGUAUUGCAAUGA
Molecule: messenger RNA, 3063 nt
Organism: Guyanagaster necrorhizus
Lineage: Eukaryota; Fungi; Basidiomycota; Agaricomycetes; Agaricales; Physalacriaceae
Product: RIC1-domain-containing protein
Exons: 17
Coding region: 1-3063 (1020 amino acids)
Biological process (GO): intracellular protein transport; retrograde transport, endosome to Golgi
Cellular component (GO): Golgi membrane; cytosol; Ric1-Rgp1 guanyl-nucleotide exchange factor complex
Source: RefSeq, a predicted model, not a curated record